AUGCGCGGCGGCUAUUCCGGCGGCGGCGGGGGCGGGCAUUUCCGCGGGAAGAAGCACGGGCACGCGCAUCAGGGGGCGCACUGGCGCUCUGCGCAGAACCAAGCGGGGAAUGGCGUGGGGCAUGCUGCGGGGGGCGGAGGGGGAGCAGGGGGAGCAGGGGGAGCGGGCGUAGGGAGAGUGGGUGGCGGAGGCGCAGUGGGAGCAGCUGUUCCGCUGCCGCCGCCCGCGCCUUCCGCAGCUGGCGGGAAGGAUGGCGGAGGCCGCGCGGACUCCGCAGGGCGUUGGCGGCAGGGGGAGGCGGACAGCUGUAGCAAGUCGUCUAGUAGCGGGAGCGGGCUGGUUUCCCCCGAUCUGAGCACCACGGGGGGAAGCAGCAGCGAGGAGCGGUCGUCCGCGGGCGGGGGGGAGCAUGAGGCGGAGUGUAACGGUAACGGGGUUCUCCAUAUGGAGGAUACGGGGUCCACGUCUUCCGAGCAAGGGGCGGAGGGGGAAAAACGGGGGGAGGGAGAAGCAGAGAGGGCGGGGAGAGGCGGGAGUCCGGGGAAGGCUGCGGGGGAGGGGGGCGCAGGCGCCGCAGGAGGAGGGGGAAGCGUUUGGUCCGUGCGCAGUGCUAAUGUUUCGUUUGCGGCUGUUUUGCUGGGGAAGGCGGAGGAAGGCGCGGCUGCUGGGGGGAGUCCUGAAGGCGCGGAGGGCGCAACGGGAGUGGCCUCAGGGGGAGGCGCAGGAGAGACUGGCGGAGGCGGAGCAGGUGCAGCAGGAGCGGCGGAGGUGAGCAAGGAAGAACCCCGCCCUGACUCGGCAGCAGCUGCUGCAGAGAGCACUGACGCGCCUGCUUCUGUGGCAGGAGCACCAGCACCAGCGCCAGGGGAAACCCGCUCUAGUAGCCCUCCAAAAGAGGGUAAACCAGCUACAGCCGCGAGUGCGAGCGGGCAGAAGGCUGGGGACGAGGAGGAGGAGGGGUGGAUUAAAGUGUCUAGUGGACCCAAGGAGAAGGCGCAAGGAAGGGGCGGAGCAGGGGGGGCGGCGGGAGCUGCUGCGGGGGCGGGCGGAAGGGUGGGGCGGAGGGCGAGUGGGGAAGAGAAACCCACGGGUGUGUGGGUGAAGAGGGGGACCCCGGCUGCAGGAGGGGGUAAGGAAGGUAAGGGGGGAGGGAAGAAGGGGACGGGCAAAGGGCCGGAUAGGGCCGCAGGGGGGGCGAUGGGUGGUGCGACGGGCGGUGCUGCUUCUACCACGGCUGUAGCAGCACGCACUGGUGCGGAUGACGGGCAGGCAGCAGGUGCCUCUACAGCCGCGAACGGCGCAGCAGCUGCUGCUACAACCGCAGCACCCGCAGCCGCCGCCGCUGCUGCUGCUGCUACAGCCGCGGAUGGGAAGCCAGUGGCAGCGGCACCACAGGCGACGAGGUCCCGGCGCCCGGCGUGGCAGGGGAACGACGCGGCGAUACUGAAGCGUCUGGGGGACAGCGGGGCUGGGCAAGGUAGCUCAGGCCAGGCAGGCGCUGGCGCGGGUACGGGGUCUGCUGAAGGAAGAGGCCAGAAGCACCAGGGCGCGCAGUCUCAUGGCGCGGGAGGGGGUUCUUCCAGUGGGAAGCAGGACGGGCAGAGGCAGCAGCAGGGGCAGCAGGGUAAGGGGGGGAAGCAGGCUGGCGCGGGUGCAGGGGAGAAGGGGAAGGAUGGGAGGAAGGCAGGGAGUGGGCGGCAGGAUGGGGCUUCUGAAGGGAGUGCUGCUGCUGUGAGUGGUAAGGCAGGGGAUAAGGAGGAAGGGGUGGAGAAGGAAGGGGGUGUUGAGAAUCCCGGGGAGGGUGGGACGGGGGGUCAGAAGGGAAAGACGCAGGGGGCCGUGCCGAUCGCAGGGUUCCCGGCGUUCCCAGUGCCGCCGGCUGCGCUGCUGCAAAACGCGGCGGCGCUGCAUGGGGAGGUGCUGGCGUAUGCAGAGGAGGUGCGGCCGCCCAGGGAGGCGCGGGUCAGUGCGGAGCAGGCUGUGGCGUGUGUCAGGCGCACAGUGCGGUCCCUGUGGGAAGGAGCUGACGUGGAGGUGUUCGGUUCAUUCGCCACUGGGCUUGCUCUCGCUCACAGCGAUGUUGACGUGGCAGUGAUCAAUGCACCCCCACCACCCGCCGACCUACCAGAGCUCGCCAUCCUGUCAGGUGCGCGCAUCAGUGCGCCGCUGAUCAGGCAGCUGGCAGCAGCGCUGAAGAAGCAGCCGUGGUGUGAGAGCCUGCACACCAUUGAAACCGCCCGCAUCCCCGUCAUCAAACUCAAGUGCCGCCCGCUGCCGCCCGCUACUGCUGAGACUGGAGAGAUUACAGCAACAGCAGAGGAGGAGAAGGCCGCGUCGACUCCUGAGGGGGGUGUUGGGUCUUCUGGUUCCACAGAGGGGAGUGGUGGAGAGAGUGAAGCAGGAGAGGCAAACGGCACAGCGGCGGCAGCAGGUUCGGCAGCAGCAGGCUCGGCGCUGAAGCCGUCUGCUUCGGCGUCGGACCUGGUGGGCCCGAGUGUGCAGGGAGUGGUUCGGAUGGACAUUACGUUCUCCCUGUCGCGGCCCAAGAGCAUGGAGGUGGGGGAUGCGGCCAGCAGGGUGCUGGCAGGGAAGCUGGACGAGGCGGCUGCGGCACACAAUGGUUCGGCCGCUAGGGAGCUGGUGAUUGAACGCCUUAAGAAAAUGCCCGCCCUUGCCCCCCUGGUGAGUCCAAGGGCUGGGCUCUCGUGGAGUGAUGGGCAUCUCAACGGGUCAGCAGCCAGAGAGCUGGUGAUUGAACGCCUCAAGAAAAUGUGCUCCCUUGCUCCUCUGGAGAGUUCUGGGCUGGCAGAGGUCAUUGCAGUAAGCCGUUGGACCUUGUUCAGGACGUCUAUCUGGCUUCCAUUGCCUGCGCGGUUCCACUUCCCCUAUCUCCCGCCUCCCAUUCUUCAUCCGUCCUGUUUCCAGGUGCUGCUGAUGAAGUCCUACCUGCACCACCGGGGCCUCAAGGACGUGUACACUGGCGGGCUCGGCUCCUUCUCUCUGACGAUGAUGCUCGUCUUUUACCUUGAGGUACGAUCUUUGAGCCCUUUUCAAAUCCGAGGUUCGGCGCAGUCCGUACCUGUGCCGAACCUGGGAGUGCUGCUUAUCGGCUUCCUGCAUCUGUUCGGCCAGGAGAUUGACCUCUCACGGGUUCGACUCAUUCUCAGGGGUCUGAACGGCAUGCCGGGCGGCGUGUUUUGGAGGGACCCUUCCAUGCCGCCAGCUGCUCUCUGGAUUGACGACCCACUUCGGCCCGGGGCCAACAUCGGCUCGGGCUCGUUUGCCAUGUGGCACGUGCAGGCUGCCAUGCGGGAAAUGCUUCACGUCAUCUCCAAGCCAAUCGCUUCCCCGUCCACCACCGCUGCCGUAACCACCGCCGCCGCCUCAUCUCCCCCACCUGCUCCGCUUUCACACCCACUCUUCUCGUCUGCAUCUCCCUUGCUCUCCUCCCCAUCUCGCCCCUCGAUCUCUCUCCUCGAUCUUGCCUUCUCCACUCGCCUGCCCAUCACGCAGUCCUUCAAACCUGCAGAACUCACGUCUCAUGCCUUGUCUGUUGCUGCUCCUCCUGCUCCUGCUCCUGCUCCUGCUGCUCCUGCUCCUCUUUCUUCUGCUGCCCCUCUGUCAGUCUCUGCUGCGCCUUAUGUUUCGGCACCUAUUCCUGCUGCUGCUGCUGCAGUCGCAGCAGCGGAGUAA
Closterium sp. Yama58-4 is the source of this 3693-nucleotide messenger RNA. Lineage: Eukaryota; Viridiplantae; Streptophyta; Zygnematophyceae; Desmidiales; Closteriaceae. The record is from the annotation of a GenBank genome assembly.